AUGGAGUUAAGUGCAUGCUUUGCCAUUGCUGUGCUGUCUCUUCUUUUUCUGCAGUUUUUGAAGCUGCAGUGGGUCAAGUGGCACCUCCCACCUGGGCCAGUUCCUCUGCCUGUCCUGGGGACUGUGUGGUGCUUUGCCUCUGGAUGGCAUCAGAACACACUUUCAAAGUUGUCAAAGAUUUAUGGGGAAAUAUUCACCAUCUGGAUCGGACACUUGCCAAUGGUUGUAGUGAAUGGGUUCCACCCGGUGAAACAUGUGCUUGUCAACCAUGCCGAAGAAGUCUCAUGGAGAGUAGUGAGCCCUUUUGUCAGAGACAUGAUGCAUGAGAAGGGUAUUCUGUUUUCAGGUGGCCACAUCUGGAAAGAACAGAGGAAAUUUGGAGUGGCAACUUUGCGGUUGCUUGGUUUUGGAAGAAGUAACAUGGAGCACCGUGUCCAAGAGGAAGCCAGCAAUCUGGUGGCCUUGCUUGCAAGUGAGAAAGGGAAGCCUUUGGACCCAGCUCUCCCCUUGUUCCAUGCUGUCUCUAACGUGAUCUCCAGUGUGGUUUUCGGACACCGUUUCUCCAUUCAAGAUGAAACAUUCUGCAAACUGGUCGAAUGCAUCGAGUACGAAGCACAUUUUUUCCUCUCUAAAUGCCAUUUUUUGUAUGAACUUUUUCCAUGGCUCAUGCGUCGCCUCCCCGGACCUCACCAGAAGGCAAUUUCUUGUCUGGAGUUUAUACAUUCAUUUGGGAGGAAGGAGAUCAGAAAUCACAAGGAAAAGAAGAAACUGGAUGACCUCCCGGAUUUCAUUGACUACUACCUGAGCGAAAUUGACAGAAAAAAAGGUGAUCCUGCAACUAGCUUAGAUGAAGACAACUUGGUCCAGGUUAUUUACGACCUCUUCACCGCAGGCACAGACACUGUGGUCUCCACCUUGCAAUGGGCACUGCUGUUUAUGGUGGUCUAUCCAGAUGUCCAAGAGAACAUUCAGAAGGAGAUUGAUGCUGUUCUAACACCUUCUCAAUGCAUCUUCUAUGAGGAUCAGAAGAAGAUGCCGUACACUAAUGCAGUCAUUCAUGAAAUCCUGCGUUUCAACUUUGUUCUCCUAGUUGGAAGCUUCAGACGCUGUACGAAGGAUACAACUAUACUAGGUUUUCCCAUUAAAAAGGGAACAAUCGUUAUCCUGGAUAUUGCUUCUGCCCUGUAUGACCCCAAAAAGUGGGAGACACCCCAUCAGUUCAACCCAAACCACUUCCUAGAUAAGGAUGGAAAUUUCCAGAACAACGAUGCCUUCAUCCCAUUUUCAGUAGGGCAGCGUCUGUGUUUGGGGGAGAAUCUGGCAAGAAAAGAACUCUUCCUCUUCAUCACAAACGUGCUGCAAGCGUUCACGUUACAGAUGCCAGAAGGAGUGACAGAACUCAGCACAACGCCUGCAAAAGGGUUUUCUGUGCAGCCAUACCCUUACAAGAUCUGUGCUCUUCCACGAAAUUUGGUGGCAUGA
This is a messenger RNA of Varanus komodoensis (Komodo dragon), 1482 nucleotides long. Its product is annotated as cytochrome P450 2J6-like. Gene Ontology annotation, molecular function: oxidoreductase activity, acting on paired donors, with incorporation or reduction of molecular oxygen, reduced flavin or flavoprotein as one donor, and incorporation of one atom of oxygen; iron ion binding; heme binding. The coding region runs from base 1 to 1482 and encodes 493 amino acids. The record is from RefSeq and is a predicted model, not a curated record. NCBI's taxonomy places the organism in Eukaryota, Metazoa, Chordata, Lepidosauria, Squamata, Varanidae. Gene Ontology annotation, cellular component: cytoplasm; intracellular membrane-bounded organelle. Gene Ontology annotation, biological process: arachidonate metabolic process; xenobiotic metabolic process. The transcript has 9 exons.